CCAUUGCACUCCAGCCUGGACAACAAGAGUGGAAACUUCAUUUCAAACAUAAAAAGAAAGAAAAGAAGCAGAGUUAGACUCAGUGGGAAAAUAGGCGCACUACCACCUCAGGAGGGUUCCAGGGAAGAACCCCACCCCCACUCCAACCAGGUCACAAUGGCUGGAGCUCUGAGGGGCCCAGGCUCCCUGAGCCAGGAGGAGAGAGGAGAAAGUCCAAGGAAAGAUGGCUGGCAGUCACCCCUACUUCAACCUGCCCGACUUCACGCAGCCAUCGCCGCCCUCCACUCCACCCAGCCUCCCCUCGCACCAGCGCUGCCAGCCCUCUGAUGCCACCAAGGGUCUGCUGGUGGCCCUGUUGGGUGGGGGCCUGCCUGCUGGCUUCGUGGGCCCCCUUUCUCGUAUGGCUUACCAGGCUUCCAACCUGCCCUCGCUGGAGCUGCUCGUCUGUCGGUGUCUCUUUCACCUCCCUAUUGCCCUGCUACUUAAACUGCGUGGCGACCCACUUCUGGGACCUCCUGACAUCCGAGGCCGGGCCUGCCUCCAUGCCCUGCUCAACGUCCUCAGCAUUGGAUGUGCCUACAGUGCGGUUCAGGUGGUGCCCGCUGGCAACGCUGCCACUGUUCGCAAAGGUUCUUCCACCGUCUGCUCCGCCCUCCUCGCCCUCUGCCUUGAGAGCCAGGGUCUCAGUGGCUACGACUGGUGUGGACUGUUGGGCAGCAUUCUAGGACUAAUCAUCAUUGUGGGACCUGGACUAGGGACACUGCAGGAGGGGACCACGGGUCUCUACACUGCCCUGGGUUAUGUGCUCGCUUUCCUGGGAGGCCUGACGCUGUCCCUGGGGCUUCUGGUCUAUCGUUCUCUGCACUUUCCCUCCUGCCUCCCAACAGUGGCCUUCCUAUUUGGCUUGGUGGGGCUGCUGGGCUCUGUGCCAGGCCUCUUUGUGCUGCAGACCCCCGUGCUGCCCAGUGACCUUCUGAGCUGGAGUUGUGUGGGGGCAGUGGGGAUCCUCGCCUUGGUCUCCUUCACAUGUGUGAGCUAUGCGGUCACCAAGGCCCACCCUGCCCUGGUGUGCGCUGUCCUGCAUUCUGAGGUGGUGGUGGCCCUUAUACUGCAGUAUUAUAUGCUCUAUGAGACUGUGGCACCUUCUGACAUCAUGGGGGCAGGGGUUGUGCUGGGCAGCAUUGCCAUCAUCACAGCCCGGAACCUCAGCUGUGAGAGGGAAGGGAAGGUGGAGGAGUGAGAUAGAACUUGGGAGCCCGGGGGUUGGGAGGGGCAGGGGUAAAUAGAGGCAAAGACUGAAGACGAACAUGGGAGGACAAGUGACUGGAAAAGAACUGGUGUGGGAGAGGGUACCUCUCAGAGUCAAGGGUGACUUGGGGACUUGGUGGAGAGUGACUACCUGGAAGACCUGGAGCCAGCCUGGGACCAAGAGAUGCGGAGUCCAGGCUGGGUCCUGGGAAUCAGGGCAUAACUAAGGGGUAAAGUCUGAGGAGCAGAUCCACGGCAGGCAGGCUGUGGGCCACGGGGAGGACUUCACUCAGCAGCAAAGAGAAGAGCAUUGGGGCUGGAGUGUUCCGGCAAAGACAGAGCCAGCAGCUGCGCUGGGGGAGGGGAGCGUGCCUCCCCACCCCUCCCCUCACGGCGAAGGUUUCCUUUUCUCGUGCUUGUGCCCCCCCCUUGGGGUGGUGACGUGACAUUGACAUCAAACAAGGAUUACUCUGAAUGUG
Macaca mulatta (Rhesus monkey) is the source of this 1727-nucleotide messenger RNA. RefSeq names its product solute carrier family 35 member G6 (gene SLC35G6). The record is from RefSeq and is a predicted model, not a curated record. Gene Ontology annotation, cellular component: membrane. NCBI's taxonomy places the organism in Eukaryota, Metazoa, Chordata, Mammalia, Primates, Cercopithecidae.